AUGACAGCAAUUCCCAUGUCCCUCCAGCCCUAUGCCCACACGCAGCAAAGCCCACUGUUGGAAAAAUUAAAGGCUCCCGCUGGCUUUGCAGACUCAGCAGAGGGAAGCACAGAGGUGGUUUCACCCCAGGAGGAUCCCCGUGCAAGGAGCCAUGGCCCUGCGGGGUGGGCAGAAUGCAGGCAGAGUGCAGGCAGAGCGAGGCGGUGUUGGCUGCUUGAGCAGGGACCUGCUCAGAUGCGGGGCAGGCAGCUGGGGCAGCCAAGGCAAACAGGCACAUACCUGCCAGCCUUGGUCACGGCACUGGGGCCGGCUGCUGCCAGCACCGUGAUGGCUACAGACCUGCUCGCCACACAGCCUGGCUCCUGGCGCACCUCUCCCACUGCUGCUCCUCACCCGAAAGGAGGUCACCUCAGCUUAGACAUGGCAGUGGCAGCCAGGAAAGGCAGGGUGACAGCCUCCCCGCUUGCUGGCAGUGCUGCAGCCAUCGCCACCACGGCUCAGCCGGGCUUCCUGGGUAGCUGGCUUAGCUGGAUCCCAUUACCUAAAUGGGCACUCAUUGCUGUGGCUGUCGCAGUGGCUGUUGUCCUCCUCCUCUUCCUCAUCUGCAUCAUCAGGUGCUGCUGUGGCAAGAAGAAGCCCAAGAAGAAAGAAAGAGUCAGCUUGCAUGCCAUCAGUGGCUCCAGCACGGCCUGCCUUGUCCAGCCCGAGAUGGAGGACCUGGAGGAGGGCACGGAGCAGACAGGGCGAGGAAAGCUGCAGUACUCCCUUGAGUACAACUUCCGUGCACAGGAGCUGAAAGUUGGCGUGAAACAGGCAGCCGAGCUGAAGGCCAUGGACAGUGGAGGCACAUCCGAUCCGUAUGUGAUUGUCUACUUAACGUCCGAUAUGAAGAAGAAGCACGAGACCAAGGUUUACCGCAAGACCCUGAACCCCGUCUUCAAUGAGAGCUUCACUUUCCAGGUACCCCAGGCAGAGGUGCCUGAAUCCACGCUGGUGAUGCAGGUCUACGACUUCAACCGCUUCGCCAAGCAUGACAUCAUCGGUGAGGUCCGGCUGCCCUUGGCCAGUGUCAGCCUGCAGCACGUCAUCGAGCAGUGGAGUGACCUGGCGGUGGCCAGUAAAGUGGAGGAAGAGCAGCUGGGUGAGAUCUGCUUCUCGCUGCGCUAUGUCCCCAGCACCGGCAAGCUAAUGGUGGUCAUCCUGGAAGCCAAGAAGCUGAAGCGGAUGGACUCCCAUGGGCUCUCAGAUCCUUUUGUCAAGGUGCAUCUCAUCCUGAACAGGAAGAAAUGGAAGAAGAAGACGACAAGUGUGAAGAAAAACACCUUAAGCCCUUACUUCAAUGAGGUGUUUGUUUUUGAGGUGCCUUUCAAUCAGAUCCAGAACGUGGACGUGGUCAUCUCCGUCUGGGAUCAUGACAAAGUGACCAAGAACGAGCCCAUUGGCAAACUCUUCCUGGGCUGCCGGGCCACGGGCAACCAGCUGCGGCACUGGUCUGACAUGCUGUCCAACCCACGCCGGCCCCUCGCCCAGUGGCACAUCCUGCAGCCCCCGGACGUGGUUGACAAAGCCCUGGGGCUGAAGUCCCACAUCAAGCUGUCCCUGCCCCCCAAAUAG
Gavia stellata (red-throated loon) is the source of this 1614-nucleotide messenger RNA. It is a transcript of the gene SYT8, whose product is annotated as synaptotagmin 8. The coding region runs from base 1 to 1614 and encodes 537 amino acids. Gene Ontology annotation, biological process: cellular response to calcium ion; synaptic vesicle endocytosis; regulation of calcium ion-dependent exocytosis. Gene Ontology annotation, molecular function: syntaxin binding; phosphatidylserine binding; calcium-dependent phospholipid binding. The transcript has 9 exons. Gene Ontology annotation, cellular component: synaptic vesicle membrane; dense core granule; axon. NCBI's taxonomy places the organism in Eukaryota, Metazoa, Chordata, Aves, Gaviiformes, Gaviidae. The record is from RefSeq and is a predicted model, not a curated record.